AUGAGUAAACAAGUGAACAAUUACAAUUACAUAUUGACAGAUAUAGCACAGAUGACAGAGGCAAAAAUGGUUAUUUUCGAUGCAGCUGGAACAUCAAAGAAAUGCAAAUGCUACGGGAAAAACAUCAUUGUCACUCUUCAACCAACAACAAAACUCGAACAUUUCCAAACAUUUGUUCAUCUCUGUCAAAUUUCGUUUCUUGUAUUCAUUCGCGUUUGCCCUUCAUCCGACCUACCUUCUCAUGCUCUUCCACUUCCUCUCUUUGCUACUUAUCACGUUCAGUUUUCUAUUUUGUUCUGUUUCAAUUCUCCAAUACCGCAACAUGUGCUCGUCCAUCAAUGCUUAUAUAAUCGAUCGAAAGGAAUGAUGGGGUGGUAUACAGCAGCCGGUUUUCAAAGAACCAAAUCGGAGAAACCAUUCCAGUUGAGGAUUGUUCGUUGCCGGAUCAGCUACUAG
Loa loa (African eye worm) is the source of this 456-nucleotide messenger RNA. RefSeq lists its product as hypothetical. Bases 1 to 456 code for a protein of 151 amino acids. NCBI's taxonomy places the organism in Eukaryota, Metazoa, Nematoda, Chromadorea, Rhabditida, Onchocercidae. The transcript has 2 exons. The record is from RefSeq and is a predicted model, not a curated record.